Molecule: messenger RNA, 1852 nt
Organism: Drosophila innubila
Lineage: Eukaryota; Metazoa; Arthropoda; Insecta; Diptera; Drosophilidae
Gene: Tango11
Product: transport and Golgi organization protein 11
Exons: 3
Coding region: 252-1085 (277 amino acids)
Source: RefSeq, a predicted model, not a curated record
UUUUUCUUCUGACAGGUGGCAACAUGCGCAAAACACACACACACACUAAGAAAAACUCUAAUGCAAAACAAGAACAAGGCAACAAAAGGCAGGAAACGAGAAGCAUAAAGAAAAAAAAAUUAAAAAUAUAUACGGAAAUUGAGAAGCGUUUUUCUGUCAGUUUAUAAAAUUGCCGCAGUCCCCCCACCUCUGCAGCCCCUCAGCCACCGACGACGACGACGGAAGGAAAAGGAGGAUAAGCUUAAGUUGAAAUGGCACAAUCUCCCACACCAAUGUUCAAUGGGCUGGACGAUGAUCUUUACAACGAUGCAAAAUAUGCGCAUGAGAUCAACGACAAGAUGCGAGUGCCAAAGCGUAUAAAGGCGACCGGGGAGUUCUCCGACGAGGAUCUGUUGCUAUCGAAUCAGAAUGGUUUGAUCAACUCGUGGAACUAUCAUGAUAAGAUCGAUAUGAAUGUGCCCGAUCGCAUUGUGGUCCUGGGACAUAAUCAGCAUCUGGAGACGCGUUCAGCACCGCGUGAAAUCCUCUUGGAGAACUCCAUAUUGCCCAAGAAUCCAUCGAAUGGCUUCAUGCGCGUCCAGACGCCGCCUCGCGUCAUCACACUCACCGAUCAUCAUUUUCCAUCAGCCUCCGAGGAGAGCACACCACUCAAGCCCAACGGCAGCUUCUAUGGCAAUGAUCUGGAUGGGGAUGUCGACGAUGACUAUGAUGAGAAUCGGGCCACGCAAUAUGUGCGCUCCAAUGGAAAUGUCCGCAUGGGUUUCCACAAUGGCAACGAUGCCAACUCUGUGGAAUCGGAUUCACAGCUCACCACGGGCAGUGCGAGCAAACGCUCCCAGCAGAUGCAGCAGCAGCAGAACAAUCUGGACGCAUCGAUGAUCAGCCAUCGGGAUGGGACGCCCAUGGGAGAGUUGACGCCACAUGAGGAGAUACUUUAUCUGCGCCGGCAGCUGGCAAAACUUAAUCGACGUGUGCUCAACAUUGAGAUCAAUAAUGAGCAGAGAAUGCAACGUGAGAAGAUUGUCUACUGUUUGGGAUUGGCGUACUUUGUGCUGAAGACCAUCUUUUGGCUGAAUCGCAACUAGAGCUGAGGGAAUGAGGUCAGGACUCGACCUGAUGGUGCUUCUUCUUCGUUUGUUUCCUUGCUGCACACACACACACACUGACACCAUUUACAUCCCCAUACAAUUUUAUGUUUCUUUUUUUUUUGAUUUGAUUUGUGAAUGGUUUUGAGAGAGACAUGUUUAUUUUUUUUUUCAUUUGCCAUAUUUGUUGUAAGAACUGUAAUUAAAUAAGCACAACUUCUUUUUGUUUGUCCGUCGUGGAAACCAAAACAUUAAUUUUAUAUUUGUCAAAUUGUAAAAUCAUUUUUCUACUUAUGCAUAUAACAGUCCAUGCAUGCUUUAUUUAUAUAUUCAGGAAUCCCCCGAAAUUCUGUUCAAAUUGUUAAACUUAAACUUUGUGUGUGUAUUCAUGCUGAACCAAUCCAAAGCACAGCACUGAAAAAAUGAUCUUAAUCUAACAGCGCAUUAUUUUUAAAUUGAAUUUCAAAACUGAUCUGAAUUCUUGUGUGCUUUUGUUGAACGUUAGUUUUAGCCUUAACAUUGUUAACGAUAAUCCCAUGGAACGAUUAUUGAUCCCAACAAUAAAUAAUCAUAAAUAACGGUAUUUCUAUGCAAAAUCCCAUACGAUCUAGAUAAAAUAAUUAACCCAUACAUAUAUCUAAAGAAAUUUUAUGGAUAUGUUUUGAAACUAAUCCUUCAGCAACAGAUGAAAUCAUUUAGUGUUAGUGAUCGAUUAUUAUUGAAUUAAUUAUGGUAUUUAAAAACAAUAAAUAAGAAAAUAUUUAAAA